Molecule: messenger RNA, 535 nt
Organism: Aspergillus steynii IBT 23096
Lineage: Eukaryota; Fungi; Ascomycota; Eurotiomycetes; Eurotiales; Aspergillaceae
Exons: 1
Coding region: 54-368 (104 amino acids)
Source: RefSeq, a predicted model, not a curated record
CUCUGAUCUCCAGCUCUGGAGGCACGCCGGAGCAUCCUUCACCUCCCUCAGCCAUGGUCCGUCGAAUGCGUCCCCGUCACGGACUCUCGCUCCUGUCCGGCUCCCACUCAAUUGAUGCCUCUAGACGUGUCGGAUGGAUUGGCAUUUUAUUGAUUUUGCAUUUUCUUUUCUUCUUUUUUAGGUCUCACGAGCCAAGUCGGAGAUGGAAGCUUGGGUGGUGUCCACCGGAAGGACUAGAAAAUUGGAAUCCCAUGGGUGGAAUCAGCAUCCCAGCGCCUCUUUUUGCGUCAUCUAUGAGCGUGCACUGGAAGACAGUCCGACACAACGAUCAACGGACUAUACGGAGUAGCACUCGAGUGUCAUCGUGACCCGUUGUUCGGACAUGAUUCCCUGGCCAGCAGAAUGUCGCCGCCAUCUCCCCAGAACCAUCGUAGAGUCGUCGAGAUCAAUUGCGGGGUUUCUUUUCCGCCCAUUCCCUUUCUUAAGGCUGUUCCAGAUCAUCGCCAUCGUACGAUAUUUCUUACUUUCCAACGCU